Hibiscus syriacus is the source of this 1380-nucleotide messenger RNA. Its product is annotated as transcription factor VOZ1-like. NCBI's taxonomy places the organism in Eukaryota, Viridiplantae, Streptophyta, Magnoliopsida, Malvales, Malvaceae. The transcript has 4 exons. The record is from RefSeq and is a predicted model, not a curated record. Bases 16 to 1365 code for a protein of 449 amino acids. Gene Ontology annotation, biological process: positive regulation of long-day photoperiodism, flowering; regulation of DNA-templated transcription.
GGUGUUCGAGCGACAAUGCAGAAUAAGUCAUCAAAGAGCAAAUGUACAUCUGCCUCUCACCAGUUGAUGGUGGACAAUGCCAAGAACAGGCUAAAUUUUCUCCAAGAACAGUUCACUGGUCUUCAAGCCGCUAGGAAGGAAGGUCGAGCCGGUGAUCUUGCGGUGUUAGAGGAGCAAGUUUAUCAGAACCUUCGUGAGUGGAAAGCUGAGCUCUGCACACCGUCCCCGGCCUCGUCUUUCUUGGGUAGUCUUGGAUCAUUUUCUGAUGAUAUAAACCGAUUGUUGCAAAUUUACGAAGUGGAAGAUGAUGCCACUAGUGCAUUAAAGGGACCACCGGUGCUGAAGCCUGAGGUUGAUGAUCAAAGCCUAAAUCCGUGUAAUUUACCUCUAGUUCCAGAGGACUAUUUUGUGAAUCAUGAGCCACAAGAACAAUCAAUUCAAGGAUUUGAUUUAUGUAAAGUUUCUACCUCAGCUAAUGCUGACAUGAAUUAUCAAUUGGAUUAUCAUACAUUUGAUUUACAACAAGAAUUUGACCAUGGGCUUCCCAUUGGUGCCAAUGCAACUGAAGAUUAUGUGAAGGAUGCUAGCCCUAACAUACCAUCGAAUAUUGCUUGUCCGCCAUCUGCUUUCAUGGGGCCGAAGUGUGCUCUCUGGGAUUGUACAAGGCCUGCCCAAGGAUCUGACUGGUAUCAUGACUAUUGUAGCAGUUUCCAUGCUACUCUAGCUGUGAAUGAAGACCCCCCUGGCACAACUCCAAUUCUACGUCCUGGUGGAAUUAGCUUAAAGGAUAAUUUACUACUUGAUGCAGUUCGAGCAAAGGCACAGGGUAAGAAUGUUGGCAUCCCUCAAUGUGAAGGUGCUGCUACCAUGAAAUCACCUUGGAAUGCUACAGAGCUUUUUGAUCUUUCUUUACUUGAGGGUGAAAUAAUCAGGGAGUGGCUCUUCUUUGAUAAGCCUAGGAGGGCAUUUGAGAGUGGAAACAGAAAGCAGAGGUCGUUACCAGAUUACUCUGGGCGUGGUUGGCAUGAAUCAAGGAAGCAGGUGAUGAAGGAAUUUGAGGGCCAGAAGAGGUCAUACUACAUGGACCCUCAACCUGUUGGGAAAUAUGAAUGGCACUUGUUUGAAUAUGAGAUCUAUGGCUGUGAUGCUUUUGCUUUAUAUAGACUGGAGCUCAAGCUUUUCAAUCAAAAGAAAAGUCCGAAAGUGAAAGUUCCUAAGGAUUCGCUUGCCGAUCUGCAGAAGAAAAUGGGAAGGCUUACUGCUGAAGUUCCUGGAGAUGGCAAAUCUGCUGGUAAGGGCAAGACGAAGGUCAACAAUAAAGCUGCCGAAGAAAAUGCUGAUUCUGCUCAAGACGGGCAAGCUUGACUGACUUAUGGUUCU